AUGAGGUUUUUUUAUUGGUUUUCUACCGUUUUGGUAACUGCAUGCUCCUUGAUAGUUGAUGCCGUUGCUGAUAACGGUCAUGUGGAUGCCAGCGUUAGAGUUGAAUUGACGAAUAAUAAAAUAGCCGCCGAAGAUGAUAAUAGCAAGUUGGAAGGGGUUUAUAUUAGCAAAGAUUCAUAUGAGAAAAUGGUCUACUUCAGUAAAAUUUGUGCCUUGACAUAUUGUAUUUCAACUGGUAGAUUAGAAAUGGAUAAGACAUUUUUUGACGGAGGUUGUCCUGCCGAUCUUGAUUUCUGUUCCAACGAAGAGCUCAAUCCGUCCAUCAGACGUACUAGAGUUGAAUUAAUACUAGAGGCAGAUGAACAGGAAUUAGGAACUGGGUAUGUGGCAGUUGACCAUGAACGUGAAGUCGUUAUGUUGGCCUUUAGAGGAUCCAGUACUAGACAAGACUGGUUUAGUGAUUUCGAAAUAUACCCGACACAAUAUAAACCAAUAUCUACGAAAGAAUAUAAGAAAUUGGUAGAACGUGGAGAAAUUAGCGCAUGUCAUAAUUGUAUGAUACAUAAGGGCUUCUAUCGUUUCAUUGAAACGUUAAGCAAAGAUUUCCUUCAACGAGUGGAAAGAAUCUUUAAGAGAUAUCCAGAUUAUAACUUGGUUGUUACCGGCCAUUCUCUUGGAGCAGCUUUGGCUAGUAUCUGUGGAAUUGAAUUGAAACUUAGAGGGUAUAAUCCAUUAAUCUUAACUUAUGCUACUCCUAAGAUUUUCAAUGAAGAGAUGAAGCAGUGGGUGAAUGAUUUGUUUGACACCAAAGCGAUUCAUGACGAAUGUGUCGAAACUGGGGAAGUCAAUAUGCUUCAUGGGUAUUUUAGAGUUAUUCAUUUACAAGAUUACAUCCCAAUGGUUCCCCCAGGAUAUAAGGCUGCUGGUCUAGAGAUUUUUAUCACCAAACCUGAAUUACCACAUGAAAUUCAUGAUUUAGAGUACAGAGCGGUGGGUUCUGGAGCCACUUGGAAAAAAGUGCCGAUGAAUAAGGAUUCCAAAUAUGCUUUAAUGAGCGGUAUAGGUCAUUGGUUACAUAUGGAUGAACAUCGAAAGUAUUUCAUCUUAAUAAAUAGUUGCUCUGGAUUUUAA
Kluyveromyces lactis is the source of this 1131-nucleotide messenger RNA. It is a transcript of the gene LIH1, whose product is annotated as putative lipase. Gene Ontology annotation, biological process: lipid metabolic process. The coding region runs from base 1 to 1131 and encodes 376 amino acids. The transcript has a single exon. NCBI's taxonomy places the organism in Eukaryota, Fungi, Ascomycota, Saccharomycetes, Saccharomycetales, Saccharomycetaceae. The record is from RefSeq and is a predicted model, not a curated record.